Messenger RNA from Eremomyces bilateralis CBS 781.70, 2130 nucleotides. RefSeq lists its product as uncharacterized. Lineage: Eukaryota; Fungi; Ascomycota; Dothideomycetes; Eremomycetales; Eremomycetaceae. The record is from RefSeq and is a predicted model, not a curated record. The transcript has a single exon. Bases 434 to 1894 code for a protein of 486 amino acids.
CUCCAUUCUCUUUCACUUUCCUCCGGUCCUUUUCCUCUGAAAUCAAACAACGCGGCGAAAUUAGCUUGAAGGCAUGGCGAUUUGAGGAAACCGUCUCAUCUCGACGUGCCUGCCGUUAACACGCGGAUCGGUUAUUAAACAUUCCCUCGAUUCCCGUAUCCUCGUCUCGUCAUGCCCACUACCACAUAGACGCAGCCUCGAACGUAUAUCUGAACUAGUGGAAACAUUCGAGGCACCGCCUACUACAUGAUAUAAGAGUCAUGGAACUAGAGAAAUGCACCUGGUAUCCCAACACAGAUCGAACCUACCCUGCUACGCGAGCCUGCUCUACGAUAAAGACCUGAGCCGAGUAACCUGCCACGUUUGACAGAACGGCAACUCGUUUAAUCACCAAUUUCGACUUUAUCGUAACCAAACGACAUCCUAAUCCAUCAUGGUGGCUCAAUCGUCAGGUGCUCGAUUUCAGAAUCUUCCAUCUGAACUCGUGGAGGACAUCGGACGAUACCUCCUAGAACCGGUCUCUAAUGUGAAACCGGAUAUAUCGCAACACUUUAUUUUUAAACGGACCCAGCCUAUGACCAAGUCGCCAGUACGGUAUACUAAGCAAAGCGUCAAAGAGUUUGUUUCCUAUCGGGCGGCAUGCCAGGAUUUCCGGGACUCAACUUCACGUCUCUUCAGCUAUAUUGUCGAUGAUACCGAGUACGCUGUGGACCAGAAGAGCUUGAAGGGCCUUCUCUACGCAUCGAGCCACGAUGGUCUCCGUUCCGGAGUUCGGACGGUCAAUAUCCGGAUCGAUUAUCAAGAGGUUCUAGAUUCUUUCACUCCGGAGGAGCUGAAAAGAUACCAGCAGUACAACAACCCAGCUAAGAAAUCGCGGAUGACGCUGCAAUCGAGUGCCCUCUCUCGAUCCACGGUGCUCUCCCAAGCAUUAGCGGCGUUUCCGGAUCUCGAGUCACUCAGACUGUCCAUUACAGCCGCGGGCAUAAACAUGCAAGGCAAACUAACUCCUGAAAGGGAGAGCGUGUUACUCCUGCUUGGGAUUGUAUGCAGCGUCAUCCGCGAUGCGGUCUUGAGCAGCAAGCGCCCAUGCAUCGCGGAGUCGAUCGACGUGGCGAUCCAAGAACUCCAUCGCGGGAUCAGCGAGACCGAAGUCGAGACGGUCCUCCAAUAUUUCCCCCUCUCCAAAAAGCCCAACCACCCCUCCAAUGUGCGGGCUACCUCCCACCUCCCCUCCCCCAACUGCACCGUCGAGACGUUCAACAACGCCUGGGGCAUCGUCCACGCGCUCGUCCACAACUAUCCGCACAUAGGUACCCUCAGCCUCGAUCUGGACCUGUUCAACAACCCCAACUCCAAGCUCGUCAGCACCGCCGGCCACCGUCGCUACCUCGGCUUCGAAGGUCUGCUGAAGCACAUGGAGUACUGGCGGCUCUUCCCGAACAUCCGCACGCUGCAUCUCGGCGGCAUCCAAGCCGGCGCGCUGGAUCUCCGGCGGUUCCUGGAGCGCGUGCGCCACGGAGUGACGUCGCUCACCAUCUCCCAUUCGCGUCUGAUCGCGGGGGGUUGGAAGUUCCUGUUCGGGUACUUGAGUCAGUGGCAGCUGAAGGAGCUGCAUCUCCUUGGCCCGGAGAUCAUCGGGGAGUACGGGAUUCGAUCGUUGCCGGUGCGGCUGUUCGUGGAUGGACGGUGGCGGAACGAGGUGCAUUUUUUGGGGCCGCUGGUGUCGGAGCAAUGUCUCGCAGUGAAGGUGCUCUAUCCUCCAAAAGACGGGCAUUGGAUCGAGGAUGCGGAUGAUGGGAGUGGCGGCGUAGAUGACGAUGAGAAUCAUGACGAGGACGAGGAUGAAGAUGAGGACGAAUAUGACAGCGGAGAAGAUGAGCACAUUGUAGUAUGAGGACAGUCGGUGAAGCAACUUGGCGGGACCCGUCCCAGCAAGCCAUUCCAUUGCGGGACACGUUUGUCUCUAGCUUGUGGAGCGAGACUGACAAUCCUCUAACACAAUCUAUGUCAUUAUCAAAACCGUGAGGGUUCAUCUCUAAUUAGAUGGUUCGUAUGGCCAACAGGCACAUAACUACUAUUUUCAAGCGACCAAACCCCAGACACCUAUCAUAGUCCACAUCGUGAUCCCAC